This is a messenger RNA of Corylus avellana, 1294 nucleotides long. Its product is annotated as RNA-binding (RRM/RBD/RNP motifs) family protein. Gene Ontology annotation, molecular function: mRNA binding; snRNA binding. Gene Ontology annotation, biological process: mRNA splicing, via spliceosome. NCBI's taxonomy places the organism in Eukaryota, Viridiplantae, Streptophyta, Magnoliopsida, Fagales, Betulaceae. Gene Ontology annotation, cellular component: precatalytic spliceosome. The record is from RefSeq and is a predicted model, not a curated record.
UUUAGCGAGGGAAAAUGAGUGGGAGCAAAGUAAACGCAGUGUUCUACGCCGAGUCCUACCAUCCGAUCCAAGCCGGAAGCAUAGACGGCACCGACAUUCUCCCCCACGACAACGCUGUUUACCGAGCCCAACUCUGCUCCUCCGCUGGCCUCUAUGAGCCCUUCGGAGAUCCCAAGGUCAUCGGAGACCCUUAUUGCACCGUAUUUGUUGGCCGCCUCUCUCAUUCCACCACCGAAGACACUCUCCGCAAGGCUAUGAGCAAGUAUGGGCGGGUGAGGAACUUGCGGUUGGUCAGGCACAUUGUAACUGGUGCCUCACGUGGUUAUGCUUUUGUUGAAUAUGAAACUGAGAGAGAGAUGCGGCGUGCAUACAAGGAUGCUCACCAUUCUAUGAUUGAUGAUUGUGAAAUUAUGGUUGAUUACAAUAGACAACAGUUGAUGCCAGGAUGGAUUCCACGAAGGUUAGGAGGGGGUCUUGGUGGUAAGAAGGAAUCUGGACAACUUCGUUUUGGAGGACGGGAAAAACCAUUUCGAGCUCCUCUGCGACCAAUCCCGUUUGAUGAUUUGAAGAGGCUAGGAAUUCCACCUCCACCAGAAGGAAGAUACAUGUCACGCUUUCAGGACCCAUCUCCCCCAAGAAAAGAAAGGAGUUCAGUGGACAGGGAAGAGAGCUCUCACAAGAGCUCUAGGGACGGGCGAGAACACACUCACAAACGGAGUUCUGUGGACGGCAAAGAGCGAUAUCACAGCAGGAGUUCUGUGGACCCAGAGGAGCUCUCUCAGAGAUGGAGCUCUGUCGAGAGGGAAGAAUAUCAUGGCAAGAGGACCUCCAUGGAACGAGAUGAUCAUUCUGCCAAUAUGAGGUCUACUGGGAGGGAAGAACGCCAUCACAAGAGGAGCUCUUCAGACAGGACUCGCAAGAGGAGCUCCAAGGAUGAAGACGAACGCUCUCACAAGCGUCAUAAACAUUCUAGCCAUUCCCGUCGACAUGAGAGGAGGUCCACUAGUCAUGAACUUUCUUCUGAUCACUGAUUUGUGGAAGCUUAUCAUUUAAAGAAACCGUAGAUUAGUGAGCAUUCUAUAGCCACCACAAUCAUCAGCUUUACAAAAAAAACACUUGCUUUAAUUUUAUCCAAAAGAGUGGUGAUGGAAAUAGAAAUAGAAUUCAUCUUCCGUGAAAAACGUAUAAAUAGUAAAAAGCAACAAUGUGAAGAAAAUAUUAAUGAUGAAACAACACGAUCAACUGAAGUUUUUUUAUUUAUUUAUUUAUUUUUUUUACAUUGGGAAAUCUCUCC